AUCUGCAAGCAUAUGCGAUAUGCAAGCAUAUGCCAGAUGCGAUGUGCAAGCAUAUGCCACAUUCGAUGUGCAAGCAUAUGCGAUCUGCAAGCAUAUGCGAUCUGCAAGCAUAUGCAAUCUGCAAGCAUAUGCCAGAUGCGAUCUGCAAGCAUAUGCCACAUUCGAUGUGCACGCAUAUGCGAUAUGCAAGCCUAUGCGAUCUGCAAGCAUAUACGAUCUAUGCUAUGCUGUGAUAUGCCGUACGCGCUAUGCUAUGCUACGCUAUGCCCAUAUGCCACAUGCGAUGUGCGAUCAUAUGUGAUCUGCAAGCAUAUACGAUCUGCAAGCAUAUGCGAUCUGCAAGCAUAUGCGAUCUGCAAGCAUAUGCCAGAUGCGAUCUGCAAGCAUAUGCUGCAUUCGAUGUGCAAGCAUAUGCGAUCUGCAAGCCUGUGCGAUCUGCAAGCAUAUACGAUC
Volvox carteri f. nagariensis is the source of this 453-nucleotide messenger RNA. RefSeq lists its product as uncharacterized. The record is from RefSeq and is a predicted model, not a curated record. The annotation marks the transcript as partial. The transcript is spliced from 2 exons. NCBI's taxonomy places the organism in Eukaryota, Viridiplantae, Chlorophyta, Chlorophyceae, Chlamydomonadales, Volvocaceae.